AUGUCCACGAGACACUUUGUCAAUGACCCGACCAAGCUGGUUGGCGACGCCCUGCACAGCUUGACCCUCGUCAACCCGCAUGUUGCCCUUGACGAGGAACACAAGAUCAUCUACCGCCGGCCCAACGAUGCUCCCACUCAAGUUUCCAUCUUGUCUGGAGGAGGCUCGGGUCACGAGCCCUCCUUCGCUGGCAUGGUCGGGCCCGGCAUGCUCUCGGCGGCCGUUGCUGGUACCAUCUUUGCCAGCCCGUCGGCAACUCAGGUCCGAGCCGGCAUCACCUCCCGCGUUGACGUCGACAAGGGAGUACUGGUCGUGGUGAUGAACUACACCGGCGACGUCCUGAGCUUCGGCAUGGCCGUCGAGAAGGCCAGGGCAGCUGGCAUCGACGCGCAGAUGGUCGUUGUCGGCGACGACGUCGGCGUCGGCCGAGCCAAGGGCGGCAAGGUCGGACGGCGCGGCAUCGCCGGCACCGUCCUCGUGCUCAAGAUUGCCGGCGCGCUGGCGGCGCUGGGCCGGUCACUUGACGCCGUUGCUUCUGCCGCCCGCCUGGCGGCCGAGAACCUGGUCAGUGUGGGCGCGAGCCUCGACCACGUACAUGUUCCUGGGCGGGCCAUCAGCACCGAGGACGCCUUGCAAGACGGCGAGGUAGAGAUCGGCAUGGGAAUCCACAAUGAGAUCGGUUCCGGACGAGACAAGAUCGCUCUCUCUGAACUCGUCAGCCGAAUGCUCGCCCAGCUGCUCGAUCAGUCCGACAAAGACCGUGCCUUUGUUCGUUUUGACUCCAAGCAAGUUGUGCUUUUGAUCAACAACCUUGGUGGCGUCAGCAUUUUGGAGAUGGGAGCGAUCACCACAGAGGUUGUAACGCAGCUAGGAUCUGGCUACAAUAUCAAGCCAGCCAGAGUCUUGAGUGGCAUGUUCAUGACAAGCCUCAAUGGCCUUGGCUUCAGUAUCAGUCUGUUAAAUGCGGUGGACACCGAUGGCAUCAGCAUGAUCAGCCUUCUCGACGCCCCGAGCGAGGUCCCUGGGUGGGCUGCUCCGAUACAAAGCGUAACGUGGGAGGCCAGGAACACACAAGUCCGGGCUGGCUCCUCGCAGUUUGAUCAAAGGAAAAAGCCAUCUGGCCAGACCAUGGAUGCUUCUACAGAAAAGUCUGCUUUGACAACCGCAUUGCAGCGUGUAAUAGCUGCUGAAGCCGAGGUCACGAAAUACGACACUGUUGUGGGCGAUGGUGAUUGUGGUAUUGGGUUGAAGAGGGGAGCUGAAGCCGUCCUCAAACAUGUCCAGCAAGCCGGAGUUACAGGUGACAUCCUCAGCGAUCUAGCAGACAUCGUGUCCGUUGUGGAAAACAACAUGGACGGUACCUCGGGGGCUCUAUAUGCCAUCUUUUUGAAUGCUCUCGUCCACGCCUUGCAAUCCCUGGAGUCGGGUGCUCUUACGCGCCGAAAGUGGGCUGCCGCUUUGAAGAAGAGUUGUGAUGCUCUGUCAAAGUACACUCCUGCACGCCCUGGAGAUCGAACCUUGAUAGACGCCUUGUACCCUUUUGUUGAGAUACUGGAAAAGACUGGCAGUUUGAAGGAGGCUGCCCUGGCAGCUAGGAAAGCGGCAAUAGAGACUCAAGGCAUGCACGCGAGUCUUGGUCGGUCUGUGUAUGUUGGAGGAACAGGGUUCACAAAGGUCCCCGAUCCAGGUGCCUGGGGUCUUUCCUGUUUCUUCCUGGGGCUUGCAGGCCUGGAGCCGACGGCCGAGUGA
Messenger RNA from Thyridium curvatum, 1749 nucleotides. RefSeq lists its product as uncharacterized. The coding region runs from base 1 to 1749 and encodes 582 amino acids. Gene Ontology annotation, molecular function: glycerone kinase activity; ATP binding. Gene Ontology annotation, cellular component: cytosol. The transcript has 2 exons. NCBI's taxonomy places the organism in Eukaryota, Fungi, Ascomycota, Sordariomycetes, Thyridiales, Thyridiaceae. The record is from RefSeq and is a predicted model, not a curated record. Gene Ontology annotation, biological process: glycerol catabolic process.